Aspergillus candidus is the source of this 927-nucleotide messenger RNA. RefSeq names its product alternative oxidase. Lineage: Eukaryota; Fungi; Ascomycota; Eurotiomycetes; Eurotiales; Aspergillaceae. Bases 1 to 927 code for a protein of 308 amino acids. Gene Ontology annotation, molecular function: alternative oxidase activity. The transcript is spliced from 3 exons. Gene Ontology annotation, cellular component: mitochondrion. The record is from RefSeq and is a predicted model, not a curated record. Gene Ontology annotation, biological process: alternative respiration.
AUGAGCCACCACCUUUGCAUCCGACGAGCUGGCCUCGUCGCCCCCAAGUUACAACACCGUUCGUCGUAUCAGACCUCAAGAACGCCAGCCCUAAUCACCCUGUCCAUAAGAAAUCACACACAACAAGCAACCCAGAAGUCAUCCUGGACCCAUCCAGUAUACACACAAGAACAGAUCCUCUCCGUACGAGUCGCCCACAAAAAUGCAAAUAGCCUCCCCGAUAAGCUCGCCCUCGGCACAGUCCGCUUCCUCCGCUGGAGCAUGGACUUGGUCACUGGCUAUCGCUCGAGCGCAGCCGGCUUGUCCCGGACUAACGCCAUGACCGAGAAGAAGUGGAUAACGAGGUUCAUCUUCCUUGAGAGCGUUGCUGGUGUCCCGGGUAUGGUAGCCGGCAUGCUUCGGCAUCUAAAGAGUCUCCGCCAAAUGAAGAGAGACUAUGGGUGGAUUGAAACCCUUCUCGAAGAAGCCUACAACGAAAGAAUGCACCUCCUCACCUUCCUCAACCUCACCGAGCCAAGCCGCUCCAUGCGCCUCAUGGUCCUUGGCUCACAAUGUGUCUUCUUCAGCGGCUUCUCUAUCGCUUACCUCCUCUCCCCGCGUAUCUGCCACCGCUUCGUCGGCUACCUCGAAGAGGAAGCCGUCAUAACCUACUCCAAGGCAAUCCAGGAUCUUGAUUCGGGUCUGCUUCCAAAGUGGGAGAAUCUCCAAGCGCCGCCUAUGGCUAUUAAGUACUGGGAUAUGCCGGAGGGGCGGCGCUGCAUGCGUUCUUUGCUGCUUUAUGUGCGUGCUGACGAGGCGAAGCAUCGUGAUGUCAAUCAUACGCUGGGGGGCUUGGAUCAGGAUGUUGAUAAGAAUCCUUUUUCGGCCAAGUUUAGGGAGCAGGUUGGGAGGGUGGAGGGUGUUGUUGGGGAGAGGGUCAAGGUAUAG